Molecule: messenger RNA, 7351 nt
Organism: Cataglyphis hispanica
Lineage: Eukaryota; Metazoa; Arthropoda; Insecta; Hymenoptera; Formicidae
Product: telomere attrition and p53 response 1 protein
Exons: 5
Coding region: 761-1492 (243 amino acids)
Source: RefSeq, a predicted model, not a curated record
GAGAACAAGAAUGCGCGAUUCACGAUCCUAUAUGUCCCUUCUGCUGCUUCAGAGGGAGCUAGGAUCUUCGCUUACCACAGAACAGAUUCUCUCCAAGUAGGAGCAGGACGCUUGUCAUUCGUUUGACAUCUUCCAUGGAGAGUUAUUAAUCUGGACUCGUAUCGAACAGUAUAAAAUGAGCAUGAUUGAGACUGAUUGUGUAGAUUCCUCGUGAUCGAACUGCUGGAGCGAAGUGUAAUUGUAAUGGCCGCGACUUGACUUUUCUAGGCAGAAAGCACAUUUGUAAUGUUACGUGAAGCAACACGAAGGCAAGAGCGAAUGUAAACGAAAAGAGAGAGAACUGUAUAUAUAAUAAACUAUAUAAACUAAAUGGACUGAGAAUGAAACGCGAUUAACGCCACUGUGUCGUGUCAUUAUCGUUCCCGUUAUCGUCAUCGAAGCUUCAAUCGCUCAUUCGUCAUCGAAUCGACGAACGGUGCAAUACAGUGUAAUAGCUGUUCUUGCAUACAUAUAUACAUCUAUAAGUGUACAUAUGUGCGUGUCAUACAGCUUCGAGUAGGUGGGCGAGGCGUGUUCUCGCGCUCUGGUUCUCCUGUUUCCUACACACGGCGAGGAUCACUCGCGCGCGAGCGACUCGUGUGAGUAGGCACGUGUGUGUGCGCGCGCGCGCGCUCAUGCGUAUGUGUUGCGUGUACGCGUGUAAGUGAGUGCAUUCGAGUAGCGAGUGAGCGGUGGUGCGUCGAUCGCGCGAUCGGCAGCGAUGAGCGACGACAGGAGCGAGGAUGAUCCGAUAAUGGACCUCUGGUACAGCAAUUGGGAACAGCAGUGCGUCGAGGCGCUCGAGUCCGAGCCCGAUUACGAGAAUCAGCUGCACAAUGAAAAGGAACUCUACUCGCAGCAGAUGUGGACGAAAUUCCAAACCACCGCGUCGGCCAUCGCCCAAUUGUACAAAGACCGCACGCUGGGCGUCUCAUUAUGGGUGCCCUUUCAGACCGCCGCUGGUACUGUAACAUCGUUAUACAAAGAUUCAGUGGAUUGUAUGAGGCGAUGCAGUGAUCUGGGAGUGGAAAUGGGGAAACAGAAACAUUGUAAAGAAAUAAUGAAUUGGGCUAGAAAAAAAAGACGUAUGAUACGCAGGGAAGAUCUUCUUGCGUAUCUUGCUGGCAAGCCGCCACCACCACCUCGACCGCAUCCACACAGAAGUUCACCUAAGCCUCGCAUGAUGGUGUGUGGUUCUCCAUCGUCACAUAGUCAAACGCCAAGUAUGGUUAUUGCACCAGCACCAACAGCAGGCAGUGAUCCAGAUCCUGAGUUACACACAUUUAGGGAAGCCAUUGCAUUAUCUGGUUCUCCAGUAUCUCGACGUGGCGGAAGACAAGCCGAAUUGUCGGCUUUUAUUAACAACGAAUUGGCUCGGCAUCAUAAACGACCUGCUUCGCAUGAUGUAGAUAUGGGAUCACCCACGCACAAACGUACGCGUACUACACUGUAACGGCGCGCGAUACAUAUGGUAGCUUUACUCCCUCGCUCCCUGUUGAUUAAUCGAUCCGACUAAUGACUAAUAACUCAACUCUCCUCUACAUAACUCUCGGUUAUAUGUUAAUCAUUGGAGGAGAAAUCGGUGGUGGUUCACACUGCCAGGUAAGUACGUUCGUAUAUAUCUUCAGUAGCUUCUGCUGCCGAUCUCGAUUUGUAUCAUGUUCAAAAUUAUUUAACUUCUUAAAGCUAUACUUGUACAGUUAGUUCUGACCGACGCAUAUAAUUUAAAAUAAUUUAAAUAUAGAGACACAAACUAUAUAUAUAUGUAUAUAUAGUAUAUAUGUAGGGAACAUUAUGGGAUGUUUAUUUUGGCAAUAUAUUGGCAAAAUAAUAAUUUACACAUGUCAAACGUUUUUAUUUUUAAUUAUAUUAGAUUUUAUUAAAAUUUAUAAUUAUAUAUAUUAUAUAUAUUAUAUAUAUGUAUUUUUUGUGUUUAUGUAUACAAAAGUACAGAAACGAGAAUGCAUAAAAUAUUAUGUUGCAACUUAUAAUAUUAUUUAAAAUGCUCACGUUUACUCAUGCAUGAUGAUUAAUUUCACUUUUCAUAUGCAAAAGUUUGUAUCAUUAGAAUCAUCAUAUUAUCGAUUUGUAAAUCAAUCUAAUAGAAAAAUUAUGAGCAAAUGUGUGACGUUAUUUGAAAUGUUAAGUCUAUAUGAAUUAAAUUUAUACAUAUAUUGAUAUGUAUAUUCAAAUUUGCAGUGAAUAAUAAGCAUCCUGAUAUUUGUCAAUCAAUUUUGUUGCCUUCUUAUAAACAUUCGAAAUUUUCAAUAGAUGAAACAAAGAAUAUUUAUAUGCUAUUUCAAAAUUAAUAAGCCAUAAAUUGCCAUAAUUUAUGGCAAAAUAAAAAAGCGAAAAGAUAUUGUAAAAUAUUUGUUCUUGCAUUAAAGUUCCUGGUUUUCUCACUGAUGUUAUAUUGAAUUAUAAUGUCAGAAAUGAAGAAUCAUACAAUUUUUUUCUUUAACUACAUUGAAAUAAAUUAAUUUUGUGUAUGUUACCACUCCUACUUGCUAAUAUAGAUUGAUAAAAUGUAUUGAAGGCUUUUUUGUCUCGUGGAUUAAUAAAAAUAGCCAAAAAUAGCCAAUCUUGGCUAAUUAUCAUAAGAUAUAUUUUUAUUGAGAAUGUAAAACACAGAUGAGUUAUAUAUAUAUUAUAUAUAAAAAAGGUAGUUUUUAUAGUAAUAGAGAGAAUAGUGAUUACAGUAUAAUAUUCUACUAUUAAUAGAAUAACAGAAAUUUUUAAUAAUAGUAGUAUUUCAUUAAUAUUUUAUCGAAUACAAGUGGUGGUGUACAAAAAAUUAAUUUAUGAUAUAUGCAAGAAAAGUUUUUGUCUUUUCUUUAUAGAUUCAAAUUUUCUGUUUCUAAAAUUAUAAUUUAAUGUGACUGCAGUGAUAAAAUAGGAGUUUUAAACAUGUUUUUAAAUUGCUUAUUAUAUAAUAUUGAUUUUAGGUAACAAAUAUAAUAGUAUGUUAUUAAUAAAAAGUUAUAAUAGUAUGAUUCAUAUACACAAAACUAUCGAUUUUUGUUACAUUUUAAAUUUUGUUUAACAGUUAUCAAAAUUGACUAAUCUAUUCUCAUGUUAAAGUAUUUCUGAAUAUAUAGUAAAUUCGAACCUCUAUUAUUUAUAAUACAAGUAAUAUAUAUAUACCUGUUUUUUUGUUUGCUGUUUAUUUAUUUAAAAUUCUUUGCAUUUUUUUCUGAACACUGUGCUCUCAUUUCAUCAAGUGUAUUGUCAUAGAUGGAAAUUAUUAUUGUCCAAUUUUGUAAUUUAUAUGGUCAGACUAUUAUGUUAUUGAAAUGAUUAUGAAGUCAGAAUUACAAAAUUAUAGUAUCAAUAUUUCAAAGGAGAAUAUUCAAAAUAUUUAAUAAAACAUUCAUUUCUCAACUCUAUAUAAAAAGCGCUAGUUAUGAAUAUUAUGAAAAUGUAAUCGAUAAUAUCUUUUAAAGAGAUCUCUGUGAGAGAAAAGAAAGAGUCUUGAUUAUGAUAAACCAAAUUUUUAAUAUAUAUUUGAAAUGUGACAAGCAAGAUGAAGGAGGUAAAUUAAAGACGGUAGGCAUGUGUAACUGAUCUAUUAUAAUAAAUCAAUAUCAAUAUAGCGAGGAAAAAGUGAUGCGAUAGUAUAAAUUUGAUUUAUUUUCUUUGCUGAAAAAAGAAGAGGUCGUCAAAAAGAUACCAAACUUUUACAUCUUGAACAAAGUCUACGUUAAUACAAAAAAUGAAUUUAAUAUUCCAUAGCUCCAUAAGGACGUGUUCACUUAAUAAAAACUUAAUAUACGUAGACUUUGUUAGGAUAAAUGGUUCCAAUAUAUGUAUACAUGUAUAUAUGUGUACAUAUAUAUGUUUUAUGUACUUUAUAUAUAUAUAUAUAUAUAUAUAUAUAUAUAUAUACAUAUAUAUAUAUAUAUGUAUAGAGCAGUGUAUUUUAUUAAACAAAAAAAAGAACGCUUAACGAUUGUGCGUUUAAUGUUUUGUGCCAGAGAGUGAGAGCCCCACACAUAUGUCCAAUAUGAAAGUGGUUGAUUGUAAAUGUACAUUAUUUCUAGCUAAUACAUCUCAUAUUGCUAUGUAUCUGUAUUUUCACAGAUUUUUAAAAAUCGAUUUACAUUAUACGACAAUUACACGACAAAAACUGUCGUGUAUUCACACAUACCAUAUAUAAGAUAACAUGUUUGAUUUUGACUUUAAUAUAGAAAGUAAAAUUAGUUGAAAAUGUUUAAAAAUAAAUUUUGGUCAUAAAAGAGAUUCUAUAUGAUUCUUCAUUAUUGGAUGAAGAAGAGAAAGAUCAAAACAACAUCAACUUUGGGGUUCAUCAGAUGUUAAAAAGAAAAAAAGUUUUGAAGAAGUUUUCAAUAUCAUAUUAUUUACUAUUUUCGAAUUACUAGAAAAAUGAUGAAAAUUUUACAAAUAUUUCUUAGAAUUAACAAUUUAAUAUUUUACUUUAAAAUUAUAUGUGACCUCAAAAUAAUAUUCAAUCAUCGAAGGAGCUUUAAUAGAAGAUUACAACAUAAAAUUACACACAUUUUCUCAGAUUUUUUUAUAUAAAAGCAAAAAGUCUACCAUUUUUGUACUUAAAUUUCGUGUCUAAAGUCAUCUACAUUAUUAGGCAAUAAUACAUGAUACGACAAAAUAUUCUCUUCAUUUAAUAUUCGAAACGUCAUGUUCUCUCUGUUUUUAUCUUUAAAUAUGCCGAUUUAACGCAUAUGUUUAUAUAUAUUACAAAAAAAAUGUUAUUGUGUCAUGCUAUACUAUGUCGUGCCGUAUCGUAUUAUGUCGUAUAAUGUGCAUCAAUUUUAAAGCUCCUAGUCCAUUAUUAAAUUAUGACGUCUGAAAUGAGAAAUUAUAUACAUUAAUCAAUAUGUCAAAAUAAAUUACUUUUUUAAUGCCAUUUGAUAAUUUAAAUUAAUAAAAUAUAUUAAAGAUAUAUUGAUAAAAUAUAUUAAAGAUAUAUUAAAAAUGUAUGUUUUUUUAUUUUGAAAAAGAAUCUAAAUCUUAAUUAAUUAAGUUUGUAAAGUUUUUUACUAGAAAUGAAGGACCCAUGCAGAUGAAUUAUACAUGCAUUUGUCAAUAAUGGAAAAGUUUUUGUUUUGAUAUAUUUAAUCUUAAUCAGUCUAUAUUUUUUUGAACGCCUAUAUAUGCAAGAGGAAGCUAAUUAAUUUAGAUGACUUUCGUAAAAAAUUUAUAUGUGAUUUCUCAUUUCUGAUGAUAUAAUAAAAUAUAGCUGCAAUAAGAAAACAGGAGCCUUGACUGCAAACAAAUAAAUAAAAUUGCUAUUCGCGUUAAUGAAUUCGUUAUCAUUUGAUUUAUAAAUACAAAAUUUACUUUUAUUGUUUAAUUUGUUUGUAAUAGUCCGUUUUGAAAAUUACAUAGAAGACGAUUCCUAUUUCGUUUCUUCGUAAGAUUAUUCGAAUGUCAUUCUCAUCAAAGGAGCAAAAAUUGUUCAGUUGUAAAUAUAGCAUAUGCUAAUUAUGAUAAACAUAGAUAUAGUGCUAAUAAUUAAUAUCAUUACUAAUAUUAUCUACUAUGCGAUAGCUUUAACAAUGAUAUUUAUCAAUGAUAUCGUGCGAUCGGCAAUUAAUAAAAUGUCGAGGGCUUUUCCCUCAAUUACAGUUUUCUGGACGAGGUUGACGAUACGUCAAUUUCGCGUCAGUAAGAACAUACAGCAACGGUGGAGAAUUUAUUUUUUGCGAACGAAUCAUUUACAUGUUUAUUGUACAUGCAGAUGAUGGAAGGAUGGUACUGGUUUCACGAUAAUGUAAAAAGACCGAAUGAAAAAUUUGUACGUUUACAUUGUUCUUAAGACAUUUCUUCCUUCCAUCUGAUUUCAGUUGUUGAAAACAUUUUCUGCGUAAAUGUCGUUUUUUUCGUAACUCUAUGAUAGAAGAAAGUAAUACAUUACUUAGGUAUAUAUUGUAUGUGAAGAUGCCAUACUUAGGUACACUGUACCCAUAAGCGAACACACCAAAUUCGACGAAAUGAUGUCGAAGCAACUCUACAAACGCACCGACUUGUUUUCGUUUCCGUUCCAAGUAUUCGUGAUACUUAACUGCAUAAUCGAAACAUCUAUUCUUGAUCGAUUAAUAUUUAUUUGGAAAAAAAUAUAUACUGUCGAGAGUUAUUUUCUCAAGUCAUAUUUACGAAUACUAGUGAAGGAUACGGUAGAGAAUUAUUCUUUUAUUUACUUAUAGCUUCUUACUCUCUUUACUUCCGAGAAUUACUUACAACUGAGAUCGUUGAUAAUUAUAUAUUCUUUUUUCUUCAUUAGCGAGUAGACGAUUCGAACAUUGAUGGAUUUCAUUGAUGUAAUUGGCAUUUUCCCAUCUUGCGUAAUAAACCAACGCGUACGAGACGACACUUUGAGAUCAGCGAAAAAAUUUUCCCACAUGUGAGGAACUUUCCCUUUCUCAUAGAAGAAUUAUCUCGUCGGAAAUCUGUGAGCCAUUAUAAGAUAAUAUAUCUACAGAGACAAUGCGUCGAGCAAAUUUGAAAUUAUAAUGGUUUUGUUGAUUAAGAUAUAAUUAAAUUUAGAUACAAAAAACAAAUACAUGUUAUGUAAUAUUGAAAAAUUAUAUUUUAAAAAUUUGUUAAAAAUCGGUUUUUAAUAUAAUACAUUUAAUAUAAAAUUAUAAUUUAAUAAAAUUCAAUAGUUUCGACGAACAAAGUUUGUACGGAAUUGUAUUAAACCAACUUGAUAUAAGAAAUAUUUAUGUCAAAAUACGAAAAAAUAUCUUUUUAUGUUUAUGAGUAUAACGAUAUAUUUAUACGAAAAUAUGUAAAUGUAUAAUAAUAUAAUGAUGAAGAGACACGCGUUUAAUAGAUGUCUCUUCAAAAAAACACAAAAUACAUAUACUUGAGAAUAUAAUGAAAUCAAUAUACAAAACCUCUUCUCCCCUGUUGUAAUAGCAUAUUUAUAAGCUAAAAUCCGGAGAUGAAGAGAGUGAGGAGGAAUCACUUCAUGUAUUAUAUUAUUCACAAUUAUAUUGUAUUUCGUACAUUCAUGACGCGUAGAAACGUAUAAACAUACGUUUGACGAACGUAAGGCACCAAAAAAUUUUUUACGAGCCUAUUCUUUGCUUCCUUUAUUAUUCCAAUGCACAUUACUGCAAGUUGCAUUGGUACACUUUUGCGAGAAUGUAGAUGUUGCGAGAGUGUACAUGAGACUUGCACGAAUAUGACGUCUUGAUCAAACAUGAACAUGUGUUCAUAACAAGACGUGAAAUGGUGCUGUUACUUUCUUUACGAACAUAAGAAGCUUGUAUAUUUUUGCGCCUCUUGUUUGUAAGAUAAUCAUUUACAAAUAAAUCACGAGAGAAAGAAA